Messenger RNA from Chara braunii, 675 nucleotides. The record is from the annotation of a GenBank genome assembly. Lineage: Eukaryota; Viridiplantae; Streptophyta; Charophyceae; Charales; Characeae.
CGGAGGUGAAAAGGCUGUCCGCCUAUCGUUACCUCGCUCUCCUCACUCCUACUCCUCUGUAGCUCUGCACCCACUCUCCUUCUCCGUUCCUCCGCACCUCCCUUCCACCUCCGCUCCUCGGCGCCUAUCUCCGUGCACCAUGGCGUUGUCUCCGUUCUUCUCUGGAGAUUCGAGUUUGUGGGCGAUGCCGGAUUCCAUGAGGCAGAUGAUGUCGCUGGGCGACGAGAUGUUCCGCAUGCUGGACGAGCCCGGCCGCACGUUCGUCAGGGAAUCGCGUGCCAUGGCCAACACCGCGGUGGACGUGAAGGAGACGCCGACGGCGUAUCAGUUCGUGGCCGACUUGCCGGGACUCAGUCGCGAGGAGGUGAAGGUGCAGCUGGAGAACGGCAACACGCUGGUCAUCAGCGGCGAGCGCCAUCGCGAGACGAAGACGGGAGAGGCUGCUGGCGACAAGUACCACCGCAUCGAACGCAGCACGGGCAAGUUCAUGCGCCGAUUCACCCUGCCUGACAACGCGGAACUCGACAAACUUGGCGCGCAGUGCAAAGAUGGCGUACUCACCGUGACGGUGCCCAAGAUGCCGCCGAAGGAACCGGAGAAGCCCAAAGUCUUCGACGUCCAGAUCAGCUAGACUAGGGAUCCCUCCAGUUGAAAUGCCUCGCUCAAUCCGAGAGU